Messenger RNA from Salarias fasciatus (jewelled blenny), 1838 nucleotides. It is a transcript of the gene glmp, whose product is annotated as glycosylated lysosomal membrane protein. The transcript is spliced from 7 exons. The record is from RefSeq and is a predicted model, not a curated record. Lineage: Eukaryota; Metazoa; Chordata; Actinopteri; Blenniiformes; Blenniidae. Bases 23 to 1210 code for a protein of 395 amino acids. Gene Ontology annotation, cellular component: lysosome.
CCGGCGAGUCACGUGAGGAAAGAUGGCGGCGGCAGCGCGCGACUGGCGGCUCGCUCCCUCCGCGGCUCUUCUUCUGGUUUGUUUGGCGGGUUCUGCACGAGGCGCCUUCCACAGGCAGCUGUCGGCGAAGUUGAACCCGGGCUACUCCUCGCUGCCUCCUGGUGGUGACCUCCUGCAUGUGAGAGCCGUGGGAGUCAACGACACGCUGCACUACCUGUUCAGCAGCCAGGGGGCGCCGACGCUGCUGCUGCUGCACACGGACUCCGCCUCCUCUGACAUACAGGUGAACUGGACUCAGUUUCUGGCUCGUAACACCAGCGGUGGCCUGUGGGUGGAGCCAGAGAGCAGCCUGCAGUUUAGCUCCGCCCUCGUCUUCAGUCGGUUGCUGGAGUAUGACGACGUGAACGACACGGCGACGCCGACCUCCGACCUCUUCCCACCGUACGACCUGCAGAAUUUCACGUGGUCCCGCCUCAACCUCUCUGGCCCCGCCCCCACUGCCCUCCUGUGCGGGGGCGUCGCCCGGGGCUCGCUGUGCUUGCGGCUGGCCGUGUUUGGGGACGAGGGGCGGGGUCAGCGGUGGCCCCGCCUCCUCCACUCGGCUAACUCCUCCCAGAUGGAGGUGUGGCUAGACGGCGUGGCGCCGCGGUCGCCGCGGUCCCGCUUCCUGCUGGAGCUGCAGACGGUGGGCGGGGCCUAUCUGCCCAGCAGAGUGGACGUCCACCGCUCCAUCGACGACGAGUUCACUCCGUCCAUCUUCCAGGUGUCUCAGUGGGUGUCCUCGGCGGUGGACGGCUCUGCUGUCUUGGGGUUUGUGCAGUGGAAGCCCGUGGCGUACCGGCGGUCUGACCCGGUCCUGGAGGACGCCACGCCGUGCCGCCACUCGGAACCCGUCCCUCAGAGCGGGGCGGCGGCGGCGUCUUCGUCGGCGCUGGUCCGGGCCUUCUUCGCCACGCCGCACGCCGUCGGGCUGAACGUGAGCUUCGGCCUCGCCGGAGAACCGUUCUACAACGGCAGCGGGUUCCUCAGCUGGACGCUGCUGGUGGGCGUCGGCUCCCCGCCCGUCGACGCCUUCUCGCCGCUGGUCGUCGGCAUCAUGGCGGUCAGUCUGGGAACUCCCAUGAUCCUCCUGCUGCUGGGCGGAGUCUGCGUCUGUUUCCGAAAGAGGGACGGGACUAACGCUGGUCAAGCUUAUGAGCCAAUCAACUGACAGCCCAGCCUGAGCCAAUCAGGAACCGGAGAGACGUUGUCCACUGUUUUUAAGUCUCAGUGACAUCAGUGACAUUGCUGUGAUGUCACUGAGAUAUCAGUGAUGUCACAGUGACAUCACAGCCUGCAUCCAAUCAGAGCUUGACUGCUUCUUUUUUACUGAUGAGAUCCUGUUUUAAUGAUUUCAGCUGCUCCCACAAAACCUUUUAAUAAAAGGAAAAUCAGGUCUUCGGGUUUCAUGGAGCGCUCGGGUCGGGUGGGGGGUUGGGGGGGGGUCGGCUCGGCUCGGCUCUUGAGGCCAAGGGCUCCGCCCCCCCCCCCCCCCCCCCCCCGGGUGUCCGGUGCCCUGGGGGUCAGCGCCUGCUGGUCUCGGCUCCUCGUGGCCCCUGCGAGUCCCGGCCGGGGCCUUACUCUGCCCAGGGGGGCUCUGGGCCGGUCCCCAGUUGUCUGGACCCUCUCUGUCCUCUGUUCUGGUUCUGACUGAAGGAUGGUGGAACCUUUGCGCUCUUCCUUCUGUACACUCUGUCUGUUGUUCUCUCUGUCUCUCCCUGUCUCUGUCUCUUCCUGUCUCUUCCUGUCUCUCCCUGUCUCUGUCUCUUCCUGUCUCUUCCUGUCUCUCCCUGUCUCUG